This is a messenger RNA of Cladocopium goreaui, 2138 nucleotides long. NCBI's taxonomy places the organism in Eukaryota, Dinophyceae, Suessiales, Symbiodiniaceae. The record is from the annotation of a GenBank genome assembly.
AGCCAUUUUUUGCUCCACGGCACCAGUUCCGCACGCGUUGCAUGUCCGUUCUCCGCAUGUCCCGACGGAUGGUGAAGCUGUCCGCUCUGCCCGCUGCUCGGCUUCGAUGGUUUCUUCGACCUGCCUGCGGUAUUCGGCAGACCCUGCGUAUGGCGGGCACGGCUGUCCAGCGCGCGGGCGAACAUCAGAAUUCCGUGCACAACAUCGGAGCCGGUGCCGGAGCGCAGGAUAUGGACCUGGCUGCCUGGUCCCGGCUAAAGAACUCCGAAGUUGGAGAGGCCAUCUCACCACGACUCACGAAGAUAGGGGCUUGGAGGCCGGAUCCACAACCCAAAUUUCAGGUGAACGAAGUGUCGGGAUUAACACCUGGAGUACCAGCAGCAGUUGUACAGGGUGUACUGUCUGAACAGGAAUGCAAGGAGCUGAUUGCUGGUUUUCCUUCAGGUGGUCAGGGCUUUAUGCCCGGGCAACGCGUAGCAGAACUUUACAGAGAUCGAAAGGUGAAAUCGCGAAGUCUCGUGAAUGACGAGUUGCUUGCUAGGAUUCUGCAAGAGAGGUUGAGAGAGGUUUUGCCACAGCAACUGGAUGGCGGCAGAUUGUUUUCGGUCAAUCCUAAUUUUCGCUUCGUGCAUUAUGAUACUGGAGGCCGGCAUUCCACUCACAUUGAUGGCCGAGAGCCAGUCAUGCCAAGGUGGGAUGAGGCUGCUGAGGGUUGGGUACAGUCGCGAUUGACAAUGCAGAUCUAUUUGAACAGCCAUGGCAAGGACUUUGAAGGAGGCGAGUUUGCCAUUGUUGAUGCAGAUGACAACGGAGAAGAUGUGCAGGUCAAGCAUGUGAUCAAACCGCAAGCUGGAGAUGUUGUGCUUUUCUACCAAGAAAGGCUGAAUCCACCUUCAGACUAUCCUCCCUAUGAGCUGCAGCAUCAGGGGAAUGAUGUCACCGCAGGCCAGAAGUUUGCAUGCCGCACCAUGGUCGAUUACAUUUUUCCGAACGAAGAGGUAGCUCACUUCAGCAAUGUGAAGGAUGACUACAUGGCCAAAAAUGCUGACAAGAUGUCGGUACUAGCCAUUGGCAACACCAUCAUGGAUACCAUGCUCACUGUGAGCCAUAUCCCUGUGGAUGAGAAGAUCCAUGUUGAGACCAAGAAGACUUAUGUGGGUGGGCAAGGUGCAAACGCUGCCCAAGCUCUAGCCCUUCUUGGUGCCAAGGUUUCCUUCAUGACACGCAUAGGAGAUGAUGCGGAAGGCACCACCGCCGUGACGGCCUACAAAAAGUUGGGCAUGGAUCUGGCGCAUGUCAUUUGUGUUCCAGGAGCCCACACAAGCGUUGCAGCCGUGCUGGUUGCCACAGACAAGGAAAAACAUCGAAGUUGUUUGAUUUACGAUGACCCGCGGUUGCUGGAACCAUGUUCUGCAGAGGCUCUGAACACCGCAAUUCAGCGGCUCUCUUCGGGAGAUUUCCAUGCGGUCUACACAGAUGGCUGGCAGAUUGAUUUGGCUUUGCCCAUCGCCAGGGCCGCCCAGAAAUUGUCGAUUCCCAUCCUGGCAGAUGUCGAAGUGGUGAACGCCGAGACCCGCGAGCUGGCUGACUUGGCCACUGUGGUCAUUGCCAGCGUUCCCAUCAUCAAGGCUCUGGCAGGAAAGGAUGACCUUAGAGCUGCCGUGUUGGCCCUGGCGAACCGACCAGGUCGUGUGAUCGUUGCCACGGAAGGUGAGAAAGGUUCACAUGGUGUGGCAUACUUCGAAGAGAUCGUUCAUGUGCCGGCCAUGGAUGUAGAUGUUCAUGACACCACUGGCGCGGGCGACUCAUUUCAUGCGGGCUAUCUCAUGGCCUUCCUUAAAAGACAAGGGGUCGCAGAUUGUAUGUCUUUCGCCACAAAAGUUGCAGCGGCAAAAUGCGAAACUCCCGGAUCCUCUGUAACACACGAGGCUUUGGAACGUUUCGGUUUGUUGGACAGGCAGCAACGUGCACAGGUCACGGUCAGUUGAUUGGGUCUGGCAGGCGAUGCUAACCCACAGCCCAACGAGCAUCAACGAGCUGCCAAUGUGCAACCACUCCGUUUGAAAACAGCAGACUUGGAAGCAACUCCGUGUCUGAUCAGCUGAUGGAGCUGAAAGGCCUUGCAGUUUAAAACUCGC